AUGUUGGCAGCUGCAGCGAUGGUGUCCAGCAGGACGGCAGUAGAGAGCAGUUGUCCUCUGGGGCAAUUCCCCUGUGGUAACGUGACGGUGUGUCUGCACCAAGCUCUGCAGUGUGAUGGACACAGAGACUGCCCCAAUGGAGCCGACGAGGAAAACUGUGGGGACAACAGCGGAUGGGCGGACAUCUUUGAUCGAACCGUCAGAAAGGUCGAACCACAGGGCUUACCACCAGAAGACUGCUACUUGCAGCAGUACCCAGAGAAUUGUGACUGUAUCAAGACAGAACUGGAGUGUGUGGAAGUCAACCUACAUGACGUUCCUCAAGUCUCCACCAAUGUCACCUGGCUGUCUCUGAAGAGUAACAAGAUAAAGAGCUUGUCUGACAACAUCUUCUCCAAAUACGCACACCUGCAGAGACUGUUCCUACAGAACAACAGCAUUCAGACGAUCUCCAGUGAAGCCUUCAGUGGACUCCACAAACUAGAGAAACUGUUUCUUAGUGUCAACUCCAUUUCAUCUCUCAAACUGGGUGUGUUCAGUGAUCUCCGUAAUCUAUGGUGGCUUGUGUUGGAUCAUAACCCUUUGAAAAGUAUCUCCCAAGACACCUUCACCGGCCUCACCUCCCUCAUGUUCCUUUCCAUGGUGAAUACGUCUCUCGUGGAGCUUCCCCAACCCAGCCUCUGUCACCACACACCUAACCUCAGCUGGGUGGAUUUUGAGGGGAACCAGGUCUUAACCAUCAACUACUCCACUCUGAAAACCUGCAGCCAGCUCACUGUACUCCUCCUGAUGAACAACAGGAUUCAUGCUCUUCCUGUUCGCUCUUUUCAGACUCUGGUGCUGCUGGAGGAGCUAGACCUGUCCAACAACCGGAUUAAGGAGCUCCCCAAAAACACCUUUAAGAGUUUAAAGUCCCUCGUCAAAUUGAACAUAUCCCACAAUCCUUUGUUCCACAUCUACCCGGGUCACUUUGAUGACCUGACCCAGCUCCAGUCCCUGGGUCUGGAGGGUAUUGAGAUUCCAAACAUCCAGACCAAGAUGUUUCUACCCAUGGGAAACCUCUCACACAUCUACUUCAAGACGUUCCAGUACUGUUCCUAUGCGCCCCACGUGAGAACGUGUAAGCCCAACACGGACGGUAUCUCUUCCUUCGAGGACCUGUUAGCCAACGUGGUGCUCAGGGUCUCUGUGUGGGUCAUGGCCUUCAUCACAUGCUUCGGGAACCUCUUCGUCAUCGGGAUGAGAUCCCUGAUCAGAGCGGAGAACAACCUGCACGCCGCCUGCAUCAAAGUCCUCUGCUGUGCAGACUGCCUGAUGGGUGUGUACCUGUUCUUUGUCGGUGUGUUUGAUGUGAAGUUCCGAGGGGAGUACAAUCGUAACGCUCUCCUGUGGAUGGAGAGUGUGGAAUGUCGAACCAUCGGAUUCCUGGCUAUGCUCUCCUCAGAGGUAUCUGUUCUGCUGCUGACCUACCUGACUGUGGAGAAGUUCCUGGUCAUCGUGUUUCCCUUCAGUCACCUGAGACCUGGAAAACUACAGACUGCGGUGGUGCUGUUAUCUAUCUGGGUGCUGGGGUUCAUCAUCGCCGUGGUUCCCCUGAUGAACGAGGACCUGUUUGGGAACUACUAUGGUCGUAACGGGGUCUGCUUCCCCCUACACUCUGACAGACAGGAGAAGCCCACUGCUAAAGGAUACUCUAUCGGCAUAUUCCUGGGUCUGAACCUGGCAGCAUUCCUAGUGAUCGUGUUCUCUUACUCCUCCAUGUUCUACUCCAUCUACAAGACUGGUAUCAACGCUACAGACCUGAGGAGCAGGCUACACAGAGACGUGGCUGUGGCUAACAGGUUCUUCUUCAUCGUCUUCUCUGACGCCCUCUGCUGGAUCCCCAUCUUCCUGGUCAAGAUACUGUCCCUGCUGCAGGUCGAGAUACCAGGUACCAUCUCAUCCUGGGUGGUGAUCUUUAUAUUACCCAUCAACAGUGCCCUGAACCCCAUCCUCUACACCCUGACUACCAGCUUCUUCAGAGAACAGGUGGAGGUCCUGCUGUGUCGUUGGCAGAGAAGGUCGACCCUGAAGAAGAACAGGAAGAGCCUGACCUCUACUGUAUACAUAGAGGACUCAAGGAAUACACUCAACCAGCCUCCAGCAUACCUACCUACUGUACCCCGGGUACCACUGACUGAUAUGGAUCCUCGCUACGGGUGAAGGGGAGGUGGUAUGAGUGGGGGGCACCCUCGUCAUGGGAAGGGGGGAGUGAGAAAGGAGGAGGGAGAGUAUGAAUGAGAGAGAGGGAGAAAAAAACGUCGGCACCCCUGAUGACCUAUCUGCCCAGCAUGUCUGAUAAGGCUCAUUUGCUACCGGUGAGAGAGAACUAGACUGCUGCAUAUGAAUGGCCCGUUAGGACCAGGGCUGUUCUGAAGAGGGCUGUUUUGAGACUAAUGGAUAGGGUUAUUACUACCGCAAAUUAAAAUGCCCUUUGGGUACAAUAACCUAUUCGUUCUCAAAAGCUCCAAGCCUUUCAACUGGAGCAAACUCACCUCUUCCACAGUACAGUACCAAUGACACAAAUGGCACACAGACAAAUGUGUAGCGCCCACCUGUCGGGGACGAGGAGAGGAUGAAUGGUGUGUUUACAUAUGAACUUUUCGUCAACAAACCUCCCUUUGUUUGUUUGUACAUAUUCUACUCAAUGGUGUGUUCCUUUUAACCUUCUGUUGCUGGGUAGUCUUAAAAAAGUCUUUAGAAAAAAAAUCUACUUUGAAACAAAAGUAUACACCUCACACACGUGGUUAUGGGCUUAUAGAAGAAGUUAUCUCAGAUACAGAGUUGAAAAUGUAUUCAAUGUUGAGUUUGCAUUCCAGUAUUACACUUUAUGUACAUCACAGAAGACUGAACUAUAACAAAACCGUUUGACAUAGAAACAUCGGAUUUAUCGGCGUCAUUUUUUACACAUUUUAAAUGUUAAUUAAUUAUGCAAUUAUGAAAAAAUAUUGCUAACAUUUCACCCAUGACGCCACUAGAGGGCGUCAUUUCACUGCAGGAACUAGUGAACUUUCUCCCUAAUCUGCGUGCCAAAAGGCACCCGGUUUCCUAAAUUGGGCAUUACUUUUGACCAGGGCCCAGAGUAGUGCACCUUAUAGGGAACAGGGUGCUAUUUGGGGUACUUCCCUGGUUCUCUGUUCCUUUACUGACGCUCACCUGGAAUGGCAUGUCUGUGUGCUAAUUGGGAUACUUCCCUGGUUCUCUGCUCCUUUACUGACUCUCACCUGGAAUGACCUGUCUGUGUGCUAAUUGGGAUACUUCCCUGGUUCUCUGUUCCUUUACUGACUCUCACCUGGAAUGGCCUGUCUGUGUGCUAAUUGGGAUACUUCCCUGGUUCUCUGCUCCUUUACUGACUCUCACCUGGAAUGACCUGUCUGUGUGCUAAUUGGGAUACUUCCCUGGUUCUCUGCUCCUUUACUGACUCUCACCUGGAAUGACCUGUCUGUGUGCUAAUUGGGAUACUUCCCUGGUUCUCUGCUCCUUUACUGACUCUCACCUGGAAUGGCCUGUCUGUGUGCUAAUUGGGAUACUUCCCUGGUUCUCUGCUCCUUUACUGACUCUCACCUGGAAUGACCUGUCUGUGUGCUGUACAUUUUCAGCUGUAUCUUAAGCCGACUCUGGGUCGGUGCCACGUCUCACUUUACCUGCGACUGUACAUGAGUAGCCUUGUCCGAGGAAGAACGGCUCACAGGGCAGGAGCCCCUGUUUCUGUAGAGUGGAGCAGCUUCAACGAACAUCCCGACAGGAAAAUCGCACGUUUUCGGGAAACACUUCACAGGAUGAUAUUUCACAUUUAGUUUCACAAUAACCUUUCUCAUGUGGAUUACAUUUCUCACAUGAUAUUUCACAAUAACCUUUCACAUUUUUUUCUAGGAGAGAUUCACAAGCCCUGCAAAAACAAAGGUGAGUCGUUAUGAUGAACACAGUGUUUUCAACUUGAACACGUGACACAUUUUGUCAUACAUGGCUACAUUGUGUAUGUUUCUGUGUGCAGUCAUUAAUAUUUAACAUGCCCUCAACUGGGAUCGGUUCACAGCCAUUCCAAUCUUCCUGUUUAGUCAUUAAUAUUUAACAUGUCCUCAACUGGGAUUUGAACUCACAACCUCUUGGUUCACAGCCGUUCCAAUCUUCCUGCUAGGCCACCAUGUCAGUAACUGAUUUCACCUGUAUUGCUACACUUUGGACUUCAAAGUAAAUCUGAGUUAAGGAUUGGUGUCCCACUAGCAGGACAACUUCGGGUGAAACUGGAGAGCGUGCAAUUCAAAUAAAAUGAUGGAUAUUAAACAUUUAUGUACAUACAAGUGUCUUAUAUCGGCUGAAAGCUUAAAUUCUUGUUAGUCUAACUGCACUGUCCGAUUUACAGUAGCUAUUACAG
Molecule: messenger RNA, 4414 nt
Organism: Oncorhynchus mykiss (rainbow trout)
Lineage: Eukaryota; Metazoa; Chordata; Actinopteri; Salmoniformes; Salmonidae
Source: RefSeq, a predicted model, not a curated record